AUUUCAUUGGAUAAUAUCGAGAGUAAAUGUUCAUCGCCAUAUUUUGAUUAUUUCGGCGCAGUUAAAAACGAACAAAAUGAGUUCUCAAGAAAAACCUGAAGAGACGAAAGAGGAAAACAAAGACAAAUCCACUGGAGAUGAUGUUUUUAUCAAACCAGCUACCCCCGAGCUAUCAGCUUCCGAAAAAAUGAAACAAGAAGAAGAUAAAUUAAGGAAAAAGUAUCCAAAUAUGAAGCCAGGUGUGGGAGGGUCUGCCUUAUUAUCAAAAAGGCUUCAAAAGAAUAAGUACUUUGACUCAGGAGAAUACAACAUGACGAAGGCCAAGAUGAGAGGAUCUAAACUACCACCUGCUGCCCAGGAGAACAUGAUAUUACAGGAACCCCCAGGGGAUGCCAUUCCAACCCCAGAGGCCAUAGCUACAAUUAGGAAACCAUCACUUCAACAAAGCAAACUGGCAGAGCACUCAUGAACAGAUCCACAAAUAAUGAUAUUGUUUUGUUAGAAGAUAGUGCUCUUUUCACCUUUCAAAUGACAGGAAAAGGUGGCAGUCCCAACACCUCAUUUUGAAAAAAAAAAAGGAAAUACUUCACCAAAAAAUUCAAAGCAAAAUUGUUGAAUUCAACAACACUUGGGUAUUGGGGGGGGGGGGGGGGUUCUGAUCUACAGUUUCAAUGAACUAAAUGGGAAAAGUAUAUUUUUAAAUGUAUUUUUCAUUUCGUCUGUGAUGUAUACUUCAUUUGGCCGAGUGUGUGUGUGUAUGUGUGAAAUUGUUCUUUCUGAAUGUUCAUUGUGUGACUACGUGUUUGAUAUCAUUGAUUAUGUUUAAUCAGCUAUAGUUAUAUCUCCCUGGAAUGUUGACACUUUUUCAGAAUGAUGUUUAAGCAUUUCCAUUGUUACACAUAAAUUAUGUUUAUUGUGUUAUGUAUGUAGUUCUUGGUAGAUAUUGGGAAGAAGUGGGGAGAAUGUACAUGGCAGUGCUUUGUUUUCCAUAUCACAUCAGGAUUAUUUUAUUCUAUUUCCACAUGUUAUAUUUUUUUCUGUAGUUUGGUCCUUAUUGGAUAGGGCAAUUGCACUGUAUAUUUUCGCUUUUGACAUACAUUUUGCUUAUGCAGCAAUUUUUUAAAUGAUGUAGAAAGUAAAGUUCUGAUUUAUAAGGAUAUUCAUAUCUAAAUUGAGUAGAAUAACUGUGCAAUAAAAUAUCUAUUAUAAGGAGAAGGGAAUUGAAUUGACCUACAGUUCUUAAAAUUUUGCAAGUUCUUGUAAAUUUGGAAAACUUCACAUCAUUAAACAUUGAUCCUUGAAUGAAUGUUGUGUUACUAGGUUUUUGGGUCAUUUGCAAUAAGAAAGGCUAAAACUAUUCCAGUAGUGCGGAUCUUAUGAUUUUGACAAGCCACAUUGUUUGGGAGUACUAGCAGUGUAUUACAGACUGUAUAUAGAUAUUUACGUUCUUUUUAAAUAUGAUCACCUCACUCCUUUAUUGUUAUAGAUUUGUUUAAAUAUCAAGAAUAAAUCAUAGUUAUGUAAUAAA
Saccostrea cuccullata (small rock oyster) is the source of this 1528-nucleotide messenger RNA. RefSeq names its product cAMP-regulated phosphoprotein 19-A-like. NCBI's taxonomy places the organism in Eukaryota, Metazoa, Mollusca, Bivalvia, Ostreida, Ostreidae. Bases 77 to 469 code for a protein of 130 amino acids. The record is from RefSeq and is a predicted model, not a curated record. The transcript is spliced from 3 exons.